GAUAUCGAUAAGCUUCUUAUCGUAAAUAAUCCGUAUCUAGAUAAGCCCAUCUCUAGGUUCGAAUAAGCGCUAUUAAUUUUGUUUAUUUUUUUGAAAACAGAUAAGGCAUUGGUAUAUAGGGAAAAUGUCGCGAAAUGUGACAUUAUCGGAUGAGCAGAGCCGAUUAAACGCCCGCCUGGAGGCACAUAUGGUAUACAUUUGCCCGGAGUGCGGUAAGGCGUUUCGCACACAGGUCGAAUGGCGUCAGCAUCUGAAUACGAAACAUGAGUAUCUGAAGAAGACCUACUCGGACUUCAACUUUAUCCAGAUCGAUGAACGUUUUCACGAGUGCCAGCUGUGCUUUAAGUGGGUGGAGAACGCCCAUAAGACAAUCGCCCUGCUCCAGUACCAUUACUUUAUGCACCUGGAGCACAGUGAGACCUACCGAUGCGUGCACUGCCGCAUGGCAUACACCAGGCGCCGGGCACUCAACACACAUCUGCUAGACACACACUUGCGCGAGAUCGAGAAGUAUGAGACGAAGCUGCGUCAGAUGAAGCGGCAGCAACAGCAGGAUAAGGAAUCCACUGCCGGACCAGCAGCAGCAGCACCUGCUAAUGCAAAUGCGCUGCCGCAUGUCAAUGUGCCAGCCAAACGUGGUCGCCCUCGGGGCAGCGGUCCAAAACAGCGCAAGGAUUUGCUACAAAAGGCUCUGAUGGACAUUGAUCUCCACACUGAGGUAGACAAAUCCCCCACUGCCGCGGCACAAGCAACGGCGGGCUCAUCUGGAUCAGUUUCCUCGGUCGCAUCUAAGACAAAUGCGAGUGAACAGAACCUGGACCGAUGUUUGGACGCAUACGAGGACAUUGUCCGAAAGGAGGAGGGAAAGCAACCAAAGUUCGAAGCGGAAUUGGAUGCCCUCUGUCAGCAGUUUUUCGACGAGUCCACUCCGGCCGGAAAGGAGAAAAGGGAAGACAGGUCUACCGAGGAAGUGGUCCUAAUCGAAAUCGAUGCGCUCGGAAAGGAAGAAGUAGCCAAGCUGAAAAAGGAAAUGAAAUCGGAUUCUCAAAGUCAGGCAGCCAAGCGACGACGUAUUUCUGCCUCGCCCAACCGCGAUUCUGACUCUGAGGUGUCAACCAACGGACUAAUGAAGCUAAUCUCCUAUCUCUGUCCCAAGUGUGGCAAGGAGAUCGCAUCGAUGGAAGGCUGGAGGGCGCAUGUGUUCAAUAAGCACGACUUUGAGCACAUUAUCGAGAAUAGUUUCAAGAUUCAGGAGCCAGGUCACCAGGCAGUGUGCCUGCAGUGCCACGAAGUACAGCCAUCCACUAAGCGGUCGCAGUUGCAGAAGCACUGCUUCAAGCACCUUCCCUACCGUUCCUACCUUAAGUGCAGCCUUUGCGAUCGCACAAAGACUAGUACCUCAAAGAUCUUGAAUCACAUUCGUUACAAUCAUCAGGAUGAACUGCGGCGCAAAAACAAGACACAGUUGAUCAUCAAGCCGGAACCCAAAUGGCCAAGUCCCGGCAGACAGUCGAAUAAGCACUCUGUGGGGGAUUAUUCGGGUGAAGAAGACGGUGAUGGGAUGAAUGGGGAAAGUAUGGUGUGCGAGCACUGCGACAUGUCGUUCAAGACCAAGUGGCGAUACGAUCGUCACGUCCCCAGCUGCCGCAGAGCCGGCGUCAUUCCAGAAUCAGGUUUCGAGGCCAUGUUAAGCCACCUACGCGAAGGUAGUCGGCGCAUCGAAGCCAUCUGGAAGACGAUGAACACUGAGAAGGUAUAGAUGUAGUCGAUGUUGACAAUAAAGCUUUCUUUUAGCUUCUAAAUAAAUAUUCCAAACCGUAACAAUUAGGACUUUUGUAUUAUAAUCUUGAGACUCUUUAUUUAUUAUAUUAAAUGUCAAAUAUUGUCCUUUUUUAGUAAUGCUUA
This is a messenger RNA of Drosophila ananassae, 1905 nucleotides long. RefSeq lists its product as uncharacterized. The record is from RefSeq and is a predicted model, not a curated record. The transcript is spliced from 2 exons. Gene Ontology annotation, molecular function: chromatin insulator sequence binding. Lineage: Eukaryota; Metazoa; Arthropoda; Insecta; Diptera; Drosophilidae. The coding region runs from base 125 to 1759 and encodes 544 amino acids. Gene Ontology annotation, cellular component: chromosome. Gene Ontology annotation, biological process: regulation of transcription by RNA polymerase II.